UUUCAAAAUGUACAUUUGUUUUUCUGUUUGAAGAAUCCAGAAUUUAAUACUAAUAUAAUGUGAUGAAACGACGAGGUUUCAAGAAUGGCCUGAGACGUGAAGUUCUACAGCUGACCCAGACAAAUUUUAUAAUCUGCUAAGAAAGACCAUUCUAGGAUGCGCUCUCCGAGUCCUCGCAGUUCCUCCUCAAACUCUUUUAUCACCCAGGAAGCCUUGCUGCACAGCCAGUUCACAGGCUGGAGCACUGGCGGGAGCAAUGGGAACAGUGGCGGAUCCGACAGUAGCCCCAGCAGCCCAGGAAGCAGCGUUUCAUUAGCCUUAAGCCCUUCAUCAAGCACUUACGCCCUCACUCUGACCCCCACUCACAUCCACAUACAGAGGAUUUAUCCCCGUCCUGGAAAAGACACCCGUGUCCUGCUGCCCCUCUCUGAGUUGGCGGGGUGUUACUGCCACCGUACACCUUAUCCACCGGUGCUGGUGUUCUACUGGUAUCCAGUGGGACGACGGAGGAAGGGUGUUGCCAAACGAAGGCAGGUGCGCGCUUACCUGGCUGAGAGUCGAGCUGAGGCAGAGAAAUGGAACACAGCCGUGCAAUGUCUGCUGAGAGGAAUAGAGGUCGGUCCUGAUACAGAAUUUAGUAAAAGUAUGAUGCCUCGUCCACGUCGUCUGCUGUUCCUGGUUAAUCCAAUUAGUGGGCGUGGACAAGCCAUGCAGUGGUGUCAAACCCACAUAUUUCCCAUGAUCAGUGAAGCCAACAUCAGCUACAACCUUAUACAGACAGAACGACAGAACCACGCUCGAGAGCUGAUUAGUGACAUUUCCCUGCACGAGUGGGACGGCAUCAUCAUCAUCUCUGGAGACGGAUUACUGCACGAGGUGAUUAAUGGCCUCAUGGACAGACCAGACUGGAAACAAGCAAUAAAAACUCCAGUGGGAAUUUUACCCUGUGGUUCCGGCAACGCGCUUGCUGGCUCUGUUAAUCACUAUGCAGGAUUUGACAUGUGCCUUCGCGAGCCCCUCCUUCUCAACUGUUGCUUCCUGCUUUGCCGGGGUGGAGUCAUACCCAUGGACCUGGUGUCUGUGACGACAAGCCCCUCUCCUUCAUCCAAUCAGAACAGCCAGUCCUCACCUGCUAAGAGACUGUUCUCUUUCCUGUCUGUGGCCUGGGGUUUCGUUUCCGAUGUGGACAUUGAGAGCGAGCGUUACAGAGGGCUGGGCUCAGCUCGCUUCACGCUGGGCACACUGGUGCGCUUAGCAUCUUUACGCUCUUAUAAGGGUCGUCUGUCUUAUUUGCCCCCCAGUGCAUCAAAUUUCUUUCCAGAUGUACCCACACAGAUCCCACAUCGGCCCCUGUCACGCAGCAUUACCGAAGGGCUUGAAGGUUACUGCAGAAUGCCCAUUCAUCGGACCUGCUCAGAUAUGGGCCUCAGUGAACAAAGGAGUCUCCAAAAUGGGGACAGAAAGCGAGAGAAGGAGGAGAGAAAUAAAGAGAGGCAGAGGAGGAGAGGGAGAGCAAGAGGUGGCAGGGUGGUCAGGGCGAGCAGCCUCGCCGAGGACCGGGAGCGAGAGAUGGAGGCGGAGGAGAGGAUGGAGGCAACAUCCGGCUCCAGUUCCGAGUCGAAUAGGCUGGACGAGGAAGUUAAAGAGGAAUACAGAGAAGAGGUAGAUGGGGAAGAAGAGGUGGAGGAACGGAUGGAGGGAACGUCCGGUUCCAGUCCGGAGUCAGACGAAAGGAUAACCGGAAACGUAACGGAAGAAGACGAUGAUGAGACGAGCACAAGCGAGAGGUGGAACGGGACAGAUGAAGCCAGAGACUCCCCAGAGGAGUACGAAAUAGAUGAAGGAAAAGAGGCAGACGAGUGCGAGGAAACUUCGCCGUAUUCUGCAUAUUCAAUGCCAGAUCACCAAAAUAUGCCACGUAAAAACUCUGCCCCUUCCAGCCAGAUUGCUACUGCCUUUUUCAGUCGACCAAUUUCCGCGGAUUCUGAACAGGAACCAGAUCCAACGGAGAAAAACGAGGAGGUUCUUAACGCCACCUUUUUCAAUCGCGAACCAUUUUGUUUGGACCCUUCCCGGGAAAGAGCACUUACCAUUUCCUCUCCUUUUCGCCGUGCACGUGUUACCUCCUACAAACCCAAAACCACUCAGAAACAGAAUCAAAGCUCUUCAAAGCCACGCCCACUUUCCCUCCUGAACCAAUCCCAUUCCAACUCCCUCCCUCCUAAAUUUUCUUCACUUUCCUUGUCUCUCUCGCCGUCACCUCCGUCCUCGCCGUCUAAACUGAGGCCCAGAUCCAGCCUGCCAGGCUCCGGCUCCUCUUCUUCCUUCAGCUUUGACCUUGCCGAGCCCGCCGGACCCUUAAAGCCACGCCCUCCCGAUUCAUCCCCCACAGAUCCGCUCCCUCAGGAUGAUCUCCUGCCGCCUUUGGAUCAGCCGCUGCCUACGCGGGACUGGGUGACCAUCGAGGGAGACUUCGUUUUAGUGCUCGCUAUCUACCAGUCACAUUUAGGUGCGGAUCUGUUAGCAGCACCACAAGCGCGAUUCGAUGACGGGCUCAUCCAUCUGACAUUUGUAAGGGCAGGCAUCUCCAGGGCAACACUGCUCCGGCUCUUUCUGGCGAUGGAAAGGGGAGCACAUCUUUCAGUAACGUCACCGUAUGUCAGCCACGUUCCAGCUCGAGCGUUUCGGCUGCAGCCACUUUCGCCGCGAGGGACGCUAACGGUGGACGGCGAGCUCGUGCCCUAUGGACCCCUGCAGGCUCAGGUCCACCCGUCCAUUGCCCGUCUCAUUGUGGGAGACUCAGGAGUGAAGAUCACCAGAUUCUGACCUGCCGAGGUUUAAAAAAAUGACCAGAUUGUUUGAGACUGACAUAAGACGACACUUUGCUAUUCUGGUUAUGAAAGCAAGAUCAGAGAAUGGAACCAAGCAGUAGCGCUUGCUAGGAUUUAGUAAUGAAGAACCUACUGGAAUUUUGCUGAGCGUGACUGGAUCACCAGCAGAUUACAGAAUAAAAUGACAGUGUGAGACAGUGCUAGAAAAGGGAAAAUGAAGAACAGGAAGCUGUUGAAAUGUAAAACACUGCAGCAAGUGUGAACACUUGAUGAUUUAUCUUGCCUUACUACACACACAGCUGGAGGGGAAUGAAGGGAAGGUCAUUUCCAUUUUCACAAAGUUCUUUCUCCUUCGACAUUUACACUAUAUGGCCAAAAGUAUUUGGACACCUGACCAUGAGCUUAUUGGACAUACCAUUUAAAAAACAAAAAGUGACCUCUAGGCGAUCUAUUUAGCUAUUAACAACAGCCGGUUUACUGAGAUGGCUUCUCAUAAGACUUUUGGAAUUUGUGCCCAUUCAGUCAAAAGAGCACUUGUUUGGCUGGCACUGAUGUUGAUUCUCCAGUUCUUUCCAAAGCUGUUCACUGGAGUUAAGGUCAGGGCUCUGUGCAGGACACUGGAGUUUCUUUAAAUCGAGCUUUUCUUUAUGUCUUUAUAGACUGUGCUUUGUGCACAGGGGCACAGUAAUGUUGGAACAGGAAAGGGCCUUACCUAAACUGAUGCUGCUUAGUUGGAAGCAUAUAAUACUCUUAUAAUAUAUAAUUAUUAUACCUGUUAGCAAUUGUUGUGUCUGGUACACAUGAAUGUAUUAUUAUGAAGGGAUGUCCCGAUACUUGUGUCCAUAUAGUGCAGAGGUCACUAACAGGUGGACCGCGGUCCGGAUCCGGACCCAGAAGCUGUCCCAUACGGACCCGGACCUACAGCCAAAACAGAAAGUUAUUAUUUGAAACCUGAUGGAGCGCUUCUAUUUUAACCGGCGCAGCUUUUGUAGUCUUUACGGUAGCGGUUUAGCGGAUGAGAAAACGCACAGACCAAUCACGUGACACCACUCAGCCAAUCAAGUCUGUGCAUUCCAGCCGGUAAACACUGCGACUCUACAGUGCAGACAGAUGAGAGAGUUAGAGGCGAGUUAUAUGUGGAAAGACGGUGGAAAGAAAAAGAAAGACAGCGAACGUAGAAAAAACGAACGGAGAGAUACAGACGACUGUGCAGGAGAAAGUUGAGAAAAAGACGAGUGAGACAGGAGACAAAUGGCGCUCUCCAAAAAAAGAAACGUGUACAGCGAAAAUACAGCAUUUAAUCCGUGAUGGACUCAAUUCUGUUCUUACUCCCCACUGGAGCACAAUUUAUUUUUAUUUUCUCUUAAUUUGAUAAGAGAAAGGUUUGAUAAGGUGGGGCGGCCCGGGUCCUCUCUGUGUGGAGUUUGCAUGUUCUCCCCGUGUUCGCGUGGGUUUCCUUCGGUGCUCCGGUUUCCUCCCACAGUACAAAGACAUGCAAGUGAGGUGAAUUGGAGACACUAAAUUGUCCAUGACUGUAUUCGAUAUAAACUUGUGACCUGAUGAAUCUUGUGUAAUGAGUAACUACCGUUCCUGUCAUGAUGUAACCAAAGUGUAAAACACGACGUUAAAAUCCUAAUAAACAGACAUCUGAUUUGA
Molecule: messenger RNA, 4487 nt
Organism: Trichomycterus rosablanca
Lineage: Eukaryota; Metazoa; Chordata; Actinopteri; Siluriformes; Trichomycteridae
Gene: sphk2
Product: sphingosine kinase 2
Exons: 6
Coding region: 157-2826 (889 amino acids)
Biological process (GO): sphingosine biosynthetic process; positive regulation of apoptotic process; sphinganine-1-phosphate biosynthetic process
Cellular component (GO): membrane; cytoplasm; intracellular membrane-bounded organelle
Source: RefSeq, a predicted model, not a curated record